AUUUACGUCUUUAUUUGGUAUAUGUAUAGAUUUUAUAGCUCAUUUUUACAUUGAUAAUGCUAAUGCUGCGCCUAAAUCCUCAGGAAUAACGAGGGAAUCCGUGCAAAGACAGUGGAAUGAAUUGUUUAUUCCUUUAAUUUAGCAGAUAUUUCACUCUCUUGUGUUUUACAGCUGUACAACCUCCUUUAAUUUUCCAUAGACAGAGAUAGAGUAGCAGAUACCGCAGGAACUGUCCCCAACCCCUGAUAAUCAUCACUUUAAAUAAUGUCUCAGGAUGAUGGGCCUAAGCCUAUCCUCGUAGAGCAGCUAAUUACGGAAUUUGAGCAAUCGGUGGAUAUUAUCGACGAAAGGGAUGAAGAAACGUACGCACAGUAUGCCUGGGAGAAGGAUGUUGACCGAUCAUGGGAACAAUUAGUUGAUAAAGAUGGCGUACUACAGUUUGUAGAGCCACAAAGCCGCUGUUUAACGACAAACGAAUCGCAGUUAGGCUCCACUGUGCUAAGGGAUAAAGGUUUAAUAAGAAAACGGGGCAUUAUUCGGAAUCUCGUGAUUAUAUUUGACAUGAGUGACCGUAUGCAUGAAAUGGACUUUAAACCGGACCGUUUGUACUGUGCCUUUGGAGCUGUAAAGGAAUUUGUAAAAGAAUUGUUCCAUCAGGGUCCAAUAACACAGAUAGGACUCAUUGGACUGAGAAAUAAAGUUUCAACAAUGAUCAGUCAGCUGGGAACAAACCCAGAUGAACAAAUUGAGCUACUUGGAAAUGCUUUAAAGGAGGGUCCCAGCGGGACUGCAUCACUUCAGAAUGGCCUAGAGAUGGCACUGACUAUACUUUCUACUCUUCCCUCGUACACCACUAGAGAAGUGUUGAUUAUCUUUGGCUCCAAUAGAACUCUGGAUCCUGGAAACAUACUCGCAACCUUGUAUAAACUAAAAGAGAAUCAUAUUUGCGUAAAUGCUAUAUCUCUCGCUCCGGAGCUAUAUAUACUGAAGAACAUUUGUACCGAAACUGGUGGAAUGUGUUCCGUUGCGAUGGAUGCAGCACAUUUGAGGACAUUGCUAAAUGACUUUACUAUACCUCCUCCAUGGCACAACUGGAUGGAACCUGUUUUAACAAAAGUUGCCUUUCCCCCUCUAAAAAAGACUACAACAGCCUCGUUAUGUGCCUGUCAUUCUAACCUCACUCAUACGGCAUAUAUUUGUCCACAAUGCCAUAGUAAGUCAUGUUCAAUACCAACUCGAUGUAGAUGUUGUGGAAUAUAUUUGGUUUCUCCUCCAGAUAUUUCGAGGGCAUUUUAUCACUUGAUCCCUCCAAAGACAUUUAUUAAAGACUCUCGAACAGGUCGCUGUGAUACUUGCAACUAUGAAACUUCAAAUGGGUCUACAUGCCCAGAUUGCGCAAGUUUCUUUUGUGAAUAUUGUGAUGCAUAUAUCCACAAUGAGUUGCAUCAAUGCCCUCACUGCUUGUAUACUACACCUAUCAAAACAGAAACAUGA
Molecule: messenger RNA, 1494 nt
Organism: Theileria equi strain WA
Lineage: Eukaryota; Apicomplexa; Aconoidasida; Piroplasmida; Theileriidae
Exons: 6
Coding region: 265-1494 (409 amino acids)
Biological process (GO): DNA-templated transcription; nucleotide-excision repair; regulation of transcription by RNA polymerase II
Cellular component (GO): transcription factor TFIIH core complex; transcription factor TFIIH holo complex
Molecular function (GO): zinc ion binding
Source: RefSeq, a predicted model, not a curated record